GAGCCUGUGGUUUCCUACUCUGAACGCUGUUCGAGCCAUGUCGACUUCAGGAGGUCCCACUCCACCCUUCACCACCCUGUCGGUCACCUACUCAGCCAAUCACAUCACUCCUGUAGAGCUGCACCGACCAGAGAAACACAACGCCAUGAACAAGGCCUACUGGAGUGAAAUGAUCGAAUGCUUUAAUCAGAUUGCUGAAGACUCAGAGUGCCGUGUGGUCUCGGGUGCAGGGAAAAUCUUCACUGCAGUUUAUAUUGGAUACAGGCAGAGGAAGCUCAGCGAAAGCUUAAGAGACAGAAUGGAGAGGACCAGGUAAGCUAUUUCUUCAGUGAUUGUAGUCAUAUCUGAAAAUGAUUGGUCAGUUGAAUGCAGAUUGCUGAAGUGUGAGUGUCUGUGUGUGUCGUAGCCCUGCCUCCAUUCUGCCCACUGUUUGCCAGCUUGGGAAACAUUCUGCAGUGUGACGUGCUGCUUGGCAUGCUGGGAGCUGUGCUGCAGUGGGCUAUGGAGCCCAGUGGAGGACACUGGUCUGAGUCCAUGCUGCAGAGGAUGGUGGUUAGCAUUAAAACGAUGCGUGAGUGCACAGCUGCUGCACCUCCCUGUGAAGGAACAGGGCACUGUCACAAGGAGGUCAGAGUUUGAGCAACUUUCUAUUCCGCGCACAUAUUAACCAUUACCCUUUAAAGUGUUGAAGAGCUUAAAUCUACGUGUGUGUGUGUGUGUGUGUGUGUGUGUGUGUGUGUGUGUGUGUGUGUGUGUGUGUGUGUGUGUGUGUGUGUGUGUGUGUGUGUGUGUGUGUGUGUGUGUGUGUGUGUGUGUGUGUGUGUGUGUGUGUGUGUGUGUGUGUGUGUGUGUGUGUGUGUGUGUGUGUGUGUGU
This is a messenger RNA of Ictalurus punctatus (channel catfish), 874 nucleotides long. Its product is annotated as delta(3,5)-Delta(2,4)-dienoyl-CoA isomerase, mitochondrial-like. The transcript has 4 exons. The record is from RefSeq and is a predicted model, not a curated record. Lineage: Eukaryota; Metazoa; Chordata; Actinopteri; Siluriformes; Ictaluridae. The coding region runs from base 38 to 316 and encodes 92 amino acids. Gene Ontology annotation, cellular component: mitochondrion. Gene Ontology annotation, molecular function: delta(3,5)-delta(2,4)-dienoyl-CoA isomerase activity.